AUGGAGGAAUCUGGUGAGCACAUUGUUGCCGGUGCUGGAGAACUUCACCUUGAGAUCUGUCUCAAGGAUUUGCAAGACGACUUCAUGGGUGGAGCUGAGAUCAUAAAAUCUGAUCCCGUCGUCUCUUUCCGUGAAACUGUCCUUGAGAGGUCCUGCCGCACAGUGAUGAGUAAAUCCCCCAACAAACACAAUCGUCUGUACAUGGAAGCACGCCCCUUGGAGGAUGGACUGGCAGAGGCUAUUGACGAUGGCCGCAUUGGCCCACGAGAUGAUCCUAAAGUGCGUUCCAAAAUUUUAUCGGAGGAAUUUGGUUGGGAUAAAGAUCUUGCUAAGAAGAUCUGGUGCUUUGGCCCUGAGACUCUUGGACCUAAUAUGGUGGUUGAUAUGUGUAAGGGAGUUCAAUAUCUGAACGAAAUCAAGGAUUCCGUGGUUGCUGGUUUCCAAUGGGCGUCGAAAGAAGGUGCGUUGGCUGAAGAAAACAUGAGAGGCAUCUGUUUUGAAGUGUGCGAUGUGGUUCUCCAUGCUGAUGCCAUCCACAGAGGUGGUGGUCAGGUGAUUCCCACUGCCAGGAGGGUAAUAUACGCAUCUCAGAUCACAGCCAAACCCAGACUUCUUGAGCCAGUCUACUUGGUGGAAAUUCAGGCUCCCGAGCAAGCUCUUGGUGGUAUCUACAGUGUUCUUAACCAGAAGCGUGGACAUGUCUUCGAGGAGAUGCAGAGGCCCGGCACCCCUCUUUACAACAUUAAGGCAUAUCUCCCCGUUAUUGAGUCCUUUGGGUUCUCGAGCACGCUGAGGGCUGCAACUUCCGGGCAGGCAUUCCCACAGUGCGUUUUUGACCAUUGGGACAUGAUGUCGUCGGAUCCAUUGGAGUCUGGUUCCCAGGCUGCGCAGCUAGUUGCAGAUAUCCGCAAGAGGAAGGGAUUAAAGGAACAAAUGACCCCAUUGUCUGAGUUCGAGGACAAGCUGUAA
Molecule: messenger RNA, 969 nt
Organism: Momordica charantia (bitter melon)
Lineage: Eukaryota; Viridiplantae; Streptophyta; Magnoliopsida; Cucurbitales; Cucurbitaceae
Source: RefSeq, a predicted model, not a curated record